AUGGAUUCCCCGAAGCUGAAGAACCAACUGUUCAUCAAUAAUGAAUACAUCCCCCCAAAGUCAGGUCACUUUCUGACACUUCGAAACCCUCGAGACGACAGCAUCCUGUCUGAACAAAUUCCCAUUGCAGGCAAGGAAGACGUCGACAAUGCGGUGGUGGUAGCACAAACGGCCUUCAAGACCACUUGGGGUCGUCUUCCUGGUGUUGAGCGAGCUAAAGUCCUCCUCAAGUUUGCUGAUAUUCUUGAGGAAAAUAUCCCUCUCCUUGCUCGACUGGAAAUGCUUGCGAUGGGUCAACCGAUUGGCGUGGCCAUGGAGCUUGCCAAGUUAGGGCCUCCUGUCUUUCGCUAUUACGCCGGGUAUUGCGACAAGAUCUAUGGCCAAAUGCUUCCGGAAGAUGGCAACGGUGAAUAUAGUCUGGUGCAGUAUCAACCGAUGGGUGUUUGCGCCGGUAUUGCAGCCUGGAAUGCGACAAUGAUCUUCUUCGCACAUAAGGUGGCUCCUGCUCUAGCCGCGGGAAAUACCUUCAUCUUCAAACCAUCAGAGAAAUCGCCGUUAGCAUCUUUGGCUUUGGGAGAUCUCAUUAAAUCUGCGGGAUUUCCACCAGGAACCAUUAAUAUCAUCACCGGUGGCGGCGAGACGGGAGCUCUCCUUGCUUCGCAUAUGAACAUCCGCAAAAUAAGCUUCACAGGCUCUUCUGCAGCUGGGCGAAAGGUGCAACAAGCUGCGACGGCCAGCAAUCUGAAAAGUGUGACGUUGGAGUUGGGUGGAAAAUCUCCUUCCAUCAUCUUCGACGACGCUGACAUGGAGAAUGCUGUUCAUCAUUCUUCGGCAAGUUUUUUGCUCAACUCCGGGCAGGUAUGCGUUGCGGCUUCUCGACUGUUGGUCCAUCGGAAAAUUGCCGAAUCAUUUAUGGAUCAGCUCAAAGCUCGCUUUGAAGAGUUAGCUGGUGCGAUGGGCGACCCUGAGUCCCCAGAGUCAUACCUGGGUCCCUUGGCUGAUAGGGCGCAAACAGAGAGAGUGCUCGGGUACUUCGAACAGGCUCGAAAAGAUGGUGUGCGAUUUAUGACCGGCGGAUGCAAACACGAAAGGGGUGGGAACUAUAUUCAGCCUACCAUUAUGGUCGACGGAUCUCCGGAUUCGGUCACCUGGACCGAAGAAAUUUUUGGUCCUGCACUAUCGAUCCGGAUAUUCGACACUGAAGAUGAAGCCAUUCAGCUGGCUAAUGACACCUCUUACGGUCUGUCGGCGUGCGUGUACACGAGUGACAUCGCACGUGCUUUGAGAGUGACCUCCUUGAUAGAAGCUGGGAACAUCGCCGUUAACUCCAAUUAUCUUCCCGGGCAUACUGUUCCGUUCGGCGGCUGGAAAGAGAGCGGUAAUGGUAGUCGAGAAGCAGGCCUAGCAGGUUUGAAGAGUUUUAUGGAGACCAAAUCUGUGCUCAUAAACAUGAAAGUCGGACCUAGGCUCUAG
This is a messenger RNA of Exophiala oligosperma, 1473 nucleotides long. RefSeq lists its product as uncharacterized. The record is from RefSeq and is a predicted model, not a curated record. The coding region runs from base 1 to 1473 and encodes 490 amino acids. Gene Ontology annotation, molecular function: aldehyde dehydrogenase (NAD+) activity. Lineage: Eukaryota; Fungi; Ascomycota; Eurotiomycetes; Chaetothyriales; Herpotrichiellaceae. The transcript is spliced from 3 exons.